GCUUUAUAUUGUUCUGAAAAUGCGAGCCUAUUAAUCUCUUGCCUGGGAUUUGUGUUUGUAUGUUAAACAACUUUGAGUAUAGAAUUAGUCAUUAGUUUUUUAGCUUAAUCUUCAUUCUCCAUUACCUUAAUUGCUUAUUGAUCUAAAAUGUGGUUGUAUGUGCCUUUCCAGGUCAUGGCAAGACUCAUAAGGAUGCAGCGAGCGUGCGGGCCACGCACCCUAUCCCGGCGUCGUGUGGGCUCUAUUACUUCGAGGUCCGCAUCGUGUCCAAAGGCCGCGACGGCUACAUGGGCAUCGGGCUCUCCGCUCACGGCGUCAAUAUGAACCGCUUACCUGGCUGGGACAAGCAUUCGUACGGGUACCACGGCGACGACGGCCACUCCUUCUGCUCGUCCGGCACGGGCCAGCCGUACGGGCCCACCUUCACCACCGGCGACGUCAUCGGCUGCGGAGUCAACCUCGUAGACAACACCUGCUUCUACACGAAGAACGGGCACCAUCUAGGCAUCGCGUUUCGUGGCUUGCCGCCGAACCUGUACCCGACGGUGGGGCUGCAGACGCCCGGCGAGGUGGUGGACGCGAACUUCGGGCAGCAGCCCUUCGUGUUCGACAUCGAGGACAUGCUGCGCGAACUGCGCGCGCGCACCCGCCUCGCCAUCGACGACUUCCCGCUGCCCGACGAGGCGCGCUGGCAGCAGGUGCUGCACAGGAUGGUGUCGUCGUACCUGGUGCACCACGGCUACUGCGGCACGGCGCAGGCGUUCGCGCGCGCCACCGCACAGCCCAUCGUCGAGGACAUCGCCUCCAUCAAGAACAGGCAGCGGGUGUCCAAACUGGUGCUGGCGGGGCGCAUCGGCGAGGCCAUCGAGCUGACGCGGCGGCUGUACCCCGGCCUGCUGGAGCGCGACCAGGACCUGCUGUUCCUGCUCAAGUGCCGCCAGUUCGUCGAGAUGGUCAACGGCUCGGACUCCGAGGUGAGCGGGCUGGCGCGCUGCGUGGCGGGCGCGGCGGGCGCGGGCGCGGGCUGCGGCUGCGGCGCCACCGUCAUCGCGCACACCGGCCGCCCGCCCGCCACCAACGGUGUACAGGGUAGCACGUCAGAGGAGCACACAACAAAUUGUGACGUAGACAUGCCGCCUGCGCCGCACGCCACCAACGGCGCUCACGCAGGGACGGUGCUCAAGGGCAUGCCCGGCGUCACCGCCAGCGUGGCCGCGCUGCUGCCCUUCCCAGAGGCGGCGGGCGGGUGUGGCGCGCGCGCGUCGGUGGAACGCAUGCUGUCCUUCGGGCGCGAGCUGUACGCCAUGAGCCAGAAGCUGCAGCAGGACCGCCACCACAAGUCCAUGCUCGAGAACGCGUUUAGUUUACUAGCCUACAGCAAUCCCUGGGACAGCCCCGUGGGCUGGCAGCUGGAGCCCGUGCGCCGCGAGUACGUUUCCGAGGCGCUCAACUCCGCGAUACUCGGUGUCUCCAACUCUUCAGAGGCGGCGGGCAUGCAGUGGCGCUCGCCGGUCGAGGAGUGCGUGGCCCACUCGCGCGCGCUGCUGCAACGCAUGGCGGCGGCCGGGCUGGAGGCGGCGGGCGGGUGCGGCGCGCGCGCGUCGGUGGAGCGAAUGCUGUCCUUCGGGCGCGAGCUGUACGCCAUGAGCCAGAAGCUGCAGCAGGACCGCCACCACAAGUCCAUGCUCGAGAACGCGUUUAGUUUACUAGCCUACAGCAAUCCCUGGGACAGCCCCGUGGGCUGGCAGCUGGAGCCCGUGCGCCGCGAGUACGUUUCCGAGGCGCUCAACUCCGCGAUACUCGGUGAGUCGCCACACCAAUAUGAAUAACGGC
Ostrinia furnacalis (Asian corn borer) is the source of this 1833-nucleotide messenger RNA. RefSeq names its product ran-binding protein 9-like. The record is from RefSeq and is a predicted model, not a curated record. NCBI's taxonomy places the organism in Eukaryota, Metazoa, Arthropoda, Insecta, Lepidoptera, Crambidae. The transcript has 13 exons. Bases 288 to 1829 code for a protein of 513 amino acids. Gene Ontology annotation, molecular function: protein binding.